Messenger RNA from Drosophila takahashii, 859 nucleotides. RefSeq names its product Jonah 65Aii (gene Jon65Aii). The record is from RefSeq and is a predicted model, not a curated record. Gene Ontology annotation, molecular function: serine-type endopeptidase activity. Gene Ontology annotation, biological process: proteolysis. NCBI's taxonomy places the organism in Eukaryota, Metazoa, Arthropoda, Insecta, Diptera, Drosophilidae.
AUGAAAGUACUGGUAGUUUUGUUAAUUUCGGCUCUUGCCUUGGUGGCGGCCUUUGAAAAGCCCGUUCCCGUAAAGGACAUGCCCGCCGAGAAGAGGAUCAAUGGACGCAUCACCAACGGAUAUCCUGCCUACGAGGGAAAGGUGCCCUAUAUUGUGGCACUGCGCUUCGAAAACGGUGAAAGUGGCUGGAACUGCGGUGGUUCGAUCAUUGGCCACGAGUGGGUCCUUACCGCAGGACACUGCACCUACGGAGCCAGCUACGUGACCAUCAGCUAUGGAGCAGUGUGGCGCCACUCGCCGCAGUUCAAGCACGUCUCCUCCGAGAUGAUCACUCACCACGACUACGAUAACGGCAAUCUGAACAACGACAUCGCCCUGAUUCGCACUCCGCACGUCGAUUUCUGGUCGCUGGUCGACAAGGUGGAGCUCCCGAGCUACGAUGAUCGCUACAACAGCUUCUCCGGCUGGUGGGCCCUGCUCUCCGGCUGGGGCGCUACUUCCAAUGACAGCGGCAUGACCGAUUACCUCAACUGCGUGGACAUCCAGAUAUCCGAUAACGACGUUUGCCUGAACUACUACGGCAGCCACUUCAUCACGCCCAACCACAUCUGCUAUGCCACGCCGGAGAACAAGGGCUCCUGCGGCGGAGACUCCGGCGGACCGCUCGUCCUCCACGACGGCAACCGUCAGGUGGGCAUUGUCUCCUUCGGAUCUGCUGAGGGCUGCCUCUCCAACAGUCCCAAGGGAAUGACGCGAGUCUCCAGCUACUUGGACUGGAUCCGCGAUCAUACCGGCAUUUCUUCUUAAUAAAAGCAGCCUUUAAGGAGUUAAAGGACAAUUGAUUAUGCAUAAAGAGGAA